AUGGCUUCCACUCACAACCCCUUUGUGCUUGCUGCUAUAAUGAUUACUGCAUUAGUUUCACAUGCAUUUGUGGCUGACUCUAGAGCACUUUCCAAUCCUUCUUCCACCCUAAGCCUUGCUUUGAGGUUGAAGCUGGAGGGUGAACCCUCUAACUGUUGGGAAUCAUUGUGGCAUAUGCAAGCAUGUAGUGGAGAAAUCAUAAUGUUUUUUCUCAAUGGUGAGACCUACCUAGGGAAAGCUUGCUGUGAAGCUAUUAGGGUGAUUGGACAUGAUUGCUGGCCUAACAUUGUUGGUUCUCUAGGGUUCACCUCCGAAGAAACUGAUGUGUUGGAGGGAUACUGUGAUGAGGCUGUUCAUUCACCACCACCACCACCAUUAUCUGUAGAUCCUUAA
This is a messenger RNA of Sphenostylis stenocarpa, 393 nucleotides long. Lineage: Eukaryota; Viridiplantae; Streptophyta; Magnoliopsida; Fabales; Fabaceae. The record is from the annotation of a GenBank genome assembly.